CCCAAGGAGCCACCGCAGUGGCCCAGAGUCUCGGAAAGCUCGUGAAUUUGAACCAUGUGGAGCUCAACUUCGAUGACAACAGCCUCGGAGACCCAGGAGCCACCGCAGUGGCCGAGAGUCUCGGAGACCCAAGGAGCCACCGCAGUGGCCAAGAGUCUCGGAAAGCUCGUGAAUUUGAACCAUGUGGUGCUCAAUUUCGCCUUCAACAACCUCGGAGCCCAAGGAGCCACCGCAGUGGCCGAGAGUGUAGGAAAGCUCGAGAAUUUGAACCAUGUGGUGCUUAAUUUCGAGAACAUCGGCCUCGGAGCCCAAGGAGCCACCGCAGUGGCCCAGAGUCUCGGAAAGCUCGUGAAUUUGAACCAUGUGCAGCUCAACUUCAAUGGCAACAGCCUCGGAGACCAAGGUCGGCGGGCAUUGAAGUCGCUUGAGGAGCAGGUCGCCGCGCGCUGCAGCAUUAAAGUAUAGUAACAUAAUUCGCACUGCAGCUUCCAUGUAGCUUAGUUUCGCAUAGCUUCGCGUGGACAACUCACGUUGUUUCACCGCGUUUCACUUGUCGCAUGAAAA
This is a messenger RNA of Durusdinium trenchii, 564 nucleotides long. The record is from the annotation of a GenBank genome assembly. NCBI's taxonomy places the organism in Eukaryota, Dinophyceae, Suessiales, Symbiodiniaceae.